This is a messenger RNA of Pocillopora verrucosa, 1575 nucleotides long. The record is from RefSeq and is a predicted model, not a curated record. NCBI's taxonomy places the organism in Eukaryota, Metazoa, Cnidaria, Anthozoa, Scleractinia, Pocilloporidae.
AUCGGAAAUAACCAGUGAAUAUUGCUGCGUUAAGACACCGGUAUAAGUGUCCAUAUGCUUCUUGUGCAGAAGACGAUGUUCAGUUUGCGUGCAACUCAACAGGCGACGGGCUUUACAAAAAUAUUCUGUUGGCCGGAAUUUCGCAUCACUGUUUUCUUCUAGAGACUUCUUCUAAAUUAUAACCACGCCAUGGGGGUAACCUGUACGACUCAUUAUUUUCCUCAGUCGCUUCAGGAAUCUGCCUCGUUGUCCUCAAAGCUCUACAAACCAUUUCCGAAGAAAAAACGCAGUACUCGCGGCGGUGUAAUUAUGCAAUUAACGGGAGAAGGACUAGCAAGUAGCAUCCCUCCACGACACAUCAACGACCUGAUCUCCUCAGUUCGAUAUCAUUAUCAAUACCAGUGUUCAUUUGCCGCCCAGGAUGACUCCGAACUUAUUUACGGAGUUGUGGUGGAGCCAACAUCUCACUUGGCUAAACAUCCGACCUAUACUUCGCGCACGUGCACAUGGGACUUGGCAUCCUCACCCUCGACGGCUAUUACCAAGUAUCAUUGCGCAUUAACUUCUGGUCCUUGGUCGAUCUCGCCGAAUGGGCAACAAUUGUGCUGCUUAGCCAUGAAACAGGGCGUACACGAAGAGGAAGAUCUUUUCUUGUCGAGGUACGACUCUACACCGCAGAAAUGUACUCCUUGUAACAUCCCAGGAAGUUUGUCGGAAUAUCGACGGAUUUAUCCUCAGGAAUGUCCGUACUCACACGAUGGGAACACGAUUGCUUCAAUUCGCGUUGUUGCCGGAGCUCUCCAAUUGGCAAUCACUGCUGCGCGUAACGGAAAGACCAUUUGUAGUGAAAGAGUCAGCAAAGUUUGCUUUGGUUUUCGUGGUGCUGUCGUUAAUUGCGCGUUCUCUCCAAACGACCGCCUUCUUGCAGUUACUUCCUCGUACGGACAAGUAUAUUUAUUGAACUCUACCAGGUUAACACGGGUGAACAGUUUAGAUUGUGUGUCUAUUCUGUCUCCCUACAAAGUUUCAGAACUUGCCAAUGGAAAUCCGGAAGACUUCGUCACGUAUUCCGUUUGUGUGUUUGAUCCACGUUUCCCUUUCCAAGAGUUCGUCACUUGCGUCCUGUACGCUGGGAUAGUAAAGAUAUGGCAAAUGUCAUGUUGUGAUAAAAAAGAUUCAGAGAUUCAAAACAGACACACGCUAACCUUCAAAAAGCUAUUAAACGUGGUUAGGUAUUCUCCCAAUGGAACGAUUUUAGCUGUGGGAGGAAAAGAUGGGACCAUUUCUUGUAUAAAUGUGGAUGAUGGAACCGUGAGCUUUGUUCUUGAUGUCACACAACAGCCACUAGAAUUCCACAGUGCUGCAGAUGUUUUUCACGUGGCAUUCACACAGAGUGGAGAGCAACUCGCUGCAAGUUACAGCGAUGGUUACAUACGAAUUUGGCAACUGCCGAUAGUUUUUGAUUUGAAGUUGCUUUGUCGACUAGUGGUUAAUGCAUGCGUCCCACCCAACAAAGUUCUCCAGCUUCCACUGCCUCUGAGACUUCAAAAAUUCCUUCUAAACAUAAAUUUUUAA